AUGAUAUCAAGAUAUGGAUCGAGUAUUUUCGACAUGCCACCAUCUACUACUACUUCUUGGUUAGCGAACAGAAAUUAUGGUGUUGUUAUAGACGCUGGAAGUUCGGGUUCUAGGGUACAAAUUUAUAGUUGGAAAGACCAUAGAGUUAUUCGAGAAAGUAAAGAUAAAGAAGAAUUACGUCACUUGCCUGUUAUUGAACGAGGUGAUGAACACGGUCUUAAAUGGCAGAAAAAAGUAGAACCUGGAAUAUCAUCUUUUGCAUCGAAUCCUUCACAAGUUGGUGAAGGACAUUUAAAAGAAUUAAUAGAUUUCGCAUUGGAAGUAAUUCCUUAUGAUCAAGUAUCAGAAACACAAAUAUAUUUAUUGGCUACCGCGGGAAUGCGUUUAUUACCACCAUCCCAACAAAAUGCCAUUUUACAAAAUGCAUGUGAUUACAUAAUGUUUCAAAAUAGAUUUAAAAUGUUUGAAAAAUGUUCUGAUCAUAUUCAAGUAAUUUCGGGUGAAAAGGAAGGUAUAUAUGGUUGGGUGGCGGUAAAUUAUUUAAAGGGUGGUUUCGAAUUCGAUAAAGGAAAUCAUAAUGUUGAACAUAAUAUUCGACAUGAAGCGAAAAAACAUGCCAAUGAUUUAACUACAGUUACAUUAUGGACAUUAAAUGGACAACAAGUUGAAUAUCAAGUUUUUGUAACCACAUUCUUAGGAUAUGGAACAAACGAAGCUCGUAGACGUUAUAUUGAUAAUCAAAUAAAUAAUUAUAAUGAAAAACAUGAAAAAAUCAUUAAUCCAGAUUCUUCACGAGAGCAACCUGUUUUCUUGAUAGAUGAUCCAUGUUUACCAAAAGAUCUUGCUCUUACUGAUCGAAAUUCAUCACCACCUUAUUAUACAUUAAAAGGAACUGGAUCAUUUGAUAAAUGUCUUAAUAAUACAUAUUCAUUAUUAAAUAAAACCGCCGAAUGUGUAGAUGAACCAUGUUUAUUUAAUGGUAUACAUACACCAAAUAUCGAUUUUUCAGUAAAUAAUUUUAUUGGUAUUUCGGAAUAUUGGUAUACUUCGGAAGAUUUAUUUAAUUUAGGAGGAUCAUGGAAUUAUGAAGAAUUUACUGAAAAAGCUAGAAAUUAUUGUGGAGAAAAUUGGAAUGAAAUAUAUUCUGAAUUUCAUCGAGGAGUAUGGAAUUCAUCAUCUAUAGAUUUACCUAGAUUAGAAAUGCAAUGUUUUAAAUCUGCAUGUGUUGAUAAAAUUAAUGAUAUGCAAGUUAGUUGGACUUUAGGAAAAAUGGUAUUAGAAGCAUCAAGUACUAUUCCUUUAUUACUUGGACCACGCCCUCGACCUCCACCAAAUCCUCAACAUCAUGGAAUUUUAGGUUAUUAUAAUUUUCUGGUGGAAUGGAUGAUGGGAAUUUCAAUAAUAAUUAUGUUAUUAAUCGUUAUAUGGUGGGCAUGUACAAAAAAGAAUGGACCUUGGAUAGGAAGAAGGUUAAGUAUUGGAUUAUUAUAUUCAUGUUUAUUAUCAAGAUUACGAAAUGAUGGUGGACCGGAAUAUAAUAGAUUAGAAGGAGGGCAAUAUUCACCAUCAGCUACAAUUGGAUGGAAAAUAGCAACCACGAUAGAAACAUCAUUUAGAGGAUUAAAUUAUGUUAAAUGGAAAAUUACUCAUAGAAUUAGUUCACCUUUUCGUAAAAUAUUUACAAAGAAAAAUAUUGAAUCUAAUGAAAAUAUGUCAUCAUUACAAAUUGAAGUUAUAGAUGAUUUAGAAGAAAUGGUUCAAUUACGUGUAUCACCAGUUUCCGUAUCCGAAACAAAUUCUGAUACUUCCAUAAAUAUUAAAGAUAUUUCAUUAACGCCACCUAUAAUAACAGAUAAAGCAUCACCCACAGAACAAUAUUUUAAUCAUUUUCCAUCACAAAGAUAUUUAUCAAAGAAAAGAUUUAGUGGGGAUAGUACAAUCCAAAAUGGACCGAUGGAAGCAAUUAACAAAGCAUUUUCGACACCAAUUAAUUUAUCUUUAACUGGAUUACAAUCGAGAAAUAAUAGUUCAUCAAAUUUAGUAAAAUAUAAGGAACGAAUUAUAAAUAGUACUAGUAGUAUUACUACAGAUUCAACAUCAUCUACAUUUGAUGAAGUAACUUCGAAAUAUUCAAGUUAUCCAAGUUCAAAAUCAAUACGAUCAUUUGGUACCCCUUCACCACCAAAAAAUUUUAUGUUAUCAUCACCAAUAAUGAUGAAUUCACCAAUAGAAAGAGCACAGAACAGUACUCGCGAAGGCAAUACUGGUGCUCGCAACAAAGAUAACCCUGCAGCAAAUUUAGCUCUGGCAGCCAAUGUCGAAGUUCUCUUUCAUACAGAAUUUACUAUUAAGUCCGAAGAAAAAUUCAUGACUUAUUUUACCCAUAGUGGAUAUCAUAAUCAACUUAAUGCUUUAGAAAAUGCUUUAUUACUUGCAAAAUUAUUAGAUCGUACAUUAUUAUUACCUCCCGCUUUACUUGGUCCACCAAUUCCUUGGGGAAAAUAUUCGAAAUUAUAUGAAAGAUUACUUACUACCACUAAAACUGGUUUAGAACAUUGUAAAAAGAUAUCAAAAGAUUUUCAAUUACCGGUUGAAUGUUUAAAUUAUUUUACUCAUACUAAAGUAUCUUGGGAUUUCUUAUUGAAUAUAGAACCUCUUAGAAAAUGGCAUCCAAUUGUUGAUAGAUGGGAACAAUCUUUUGAAUGGUUAGAAAAAAAUCUUAAUAUCAAUAGAGUUAAUGAUAUUUAUUCUAUAAAGGAUAGUACUUUAUAUGAUUAUUGUAUUUAUGAUUCUUCUCCUCCAAUGAGUACAGAAACAAAUUAUUCUACUUCUAAAUAUAAAAGAAAGAUCGAUUUAGAUUCAUUGGCUAAAAUUAAGAAGAAAAUAAUUCAUUUUGGUUCUUUAUUUGGAAUGAAUAGAGUAAUAGUUGAAAAACCUGAAAAUAUAGAACAUCAAAAAUUUAUUGAGAAACAUUUGGUAACUAAUAAUGAAAUAUUAUUAAAGAUUUCUAAUAAUAUUAUUAAACAAUUAGGUGGAAUAGGAAAUUAUAUAGGAAUACAUUUAAGAAUAACCGAUGGAUUCUUUAUGAAAACAGCUCGUUUAACUAUUGAUCGAAUGUAUCAUGAAAUAAUUGAUUUAAAUACUAAUCUUACCCCGGAAGAAGUAGAUUUAUUGGAAGGAGGUACUCACGAACAAGAUAUUUUGUUGGAUGAUACAAUAGAUUUAGGAGAGAAUAAUAAUUUUAAUAUUAGUACGAAACAAAAAAUAAUGCAAAGAUCCAAAUCCAAAGGAGAAUUAAAUGAUUUAACAAGUAAAGAUGAAGAAUCCAAUGAAUAUAAAGGUGAAUUAAAAAGAGAAGAAAAUGAUGAGACAAGAUCGUCAUUCCUCAAGAAAUGUCAUAAACCACUUCAUCCCGAUUCCGGAGUUAAUACCGUAAUCUUCAUAGCCACCGACGCAAAGUCACCUCGAACGAAUCCAUUAUUAUAUAAAUUUUUCAAUACUUUCCCUUGUGUAUUCGUGUUAGAUGAUUUCGAAAAGGAUUUAAUUGAAGUUAAAUCAUUAAGAAAUUCAGAUGACAAAACUCAAUUAGUUAAAUAUUUAAUACCGAUGUUAGAUGCCAUGAUUUCAGCCAAAGGAAAAGAAUUUUAUGGAACUCCUCGAUCUACAUUUAUUAAAGCAGUUAACCAAAUGACAUUAACCAAAAAUGUCAAACCAAUAAAAGUGACAUAA
Molecule: messenger RNA, 3729 nt
Organism: Diversispora eburnea
Lineage: Eukaryota; Fungi; Glomeromycota; Glomeromycetes; Diversisporales; Diversisporaceae
Source: the annotation of a GenBank genome assembly